This is a messenger RNA of Rubroshorea leprosula, 796 nucleotides long. Lineage: Eukaryota; Viridiplantae; Streptophyta; Magnoliopsida; Malvales; Dipterocarpaceae. The record is from the annotation of a GenBank genome assembly.
AUUAAUUCAUUAUACAAUUGACCUGCAAAAGCGUAAUAUACCACAGAUUGUCUCAAUCCCUAGGGAUCAUUCGUGAAAUUUUCAUCUUUAUGCAUUUACAACUUAUCAAUUGGCAAAUUAUGGGAUUAUGUAGACGUUGUUGGCUAUGAGCCACGUAUCAAAGGAGAUAUUGAAGCAGCAGAACUCCGAGGUUGUGACAGUAGGACCGCAGCCGAUGGAUAGCAGAAAAAUGCUGGUGCUGUCGCUGGGCACUGGCACGGCCAAGCAAGAAGAGAAGCAUAAGGCAACUACAACCUCCAAAUGGGACACACUGAGGUGGCUCUAUAAUGCUGGAAAGACACCGCUGCUCGACGUUUUUGCUGAAGGAAGUUCUGAUAUGGUUGACUUUCAUGUCUCCACCAUGUUUCAGUCCCUUGAUUGCGAGGAAAAUUAUCUCCGAAUUCAGGACGAUACAUUGAUUGCUGAUGCCUCAACUGUUGACCUUGCAACGAAGGAGAAUUUGCAAAAGCUAGUGGAGAUUGGAAAAGUGUUGUUGAAGAAGCCAGUGUCGAGAGUGAAUCUUGAGGAUAGCAGGUUUGUGCAAGUUGAGGGAGGGUGUAGCAAUGAAGAAGCUCUUGCCAAGUUUGCUAAGCAGCUUUCAAGACACAGAGCACUCAAGCUUAGUGGUGAAACAUUUUAACCUUGGCGCUAGGGUUUAUGUUCUGUUCUGUAAUUUGGAUUCUUGACAUGAAUUUAUGUUUGUGUCUGUGGAGACUCGAAUGUAAUGCUGCAAUACAAAUAAAAGUAUGCUAUUUAU